Molecule: messenger RNA, 2528 nt
Organism: Mercurialis annua (annual mercury)
Lineage: Eukaryota; Viridiplantae; Streptophyta; Magnoliopsida; Malpighiales; Euphorbiaceae
Product: ribosome biogenesis protein BOP1 homolog
Exons: 17
Coding region: 121-2268 (715 amino acids)
Biological process (GO): maturation of LSU-rRNA from tricistronic rRNA transcript (SSU-rRNA, 5.8S rRNA, LSU-rRNA); ribosome biogenesis
Cellular component (GO): preribosome, large subunit precursor; PeBoW complex
Molecular function (GO): ribonucleoprotein complex binding; protein binding
Source: RefSeq, a predicted model, not a curated record
UCCAUUAUCCUCCCGCUUGCAGCCUUCUUCCACUUAGGAAGUUGCCACCUGCUUUUUUUAUUUUUUUGAAAAAGAUCCAAUCUUUCCCAUUAACAGAAAUUAAAAGAAGUCUCAGCUCAGAUGGGUUCAAUUAAAAACAAAAAUAAAAACGACAGUAAAAAGAAAGUGAACAGUCUAGAGAAUCUUCCCAAGAAAGAAGAAGAAUUGGAAAUCGAUUCUGACGAAUUUGACUCUGACUACGAGGGCUCUAUUGACACAGACAUAAGUGAAAGUAUUGAAGGUUUAGAAUCUGGUGAGAGUGAAGGCUCAGGAAAUGAUAACAGUGAAGGCUCGGAAGGGUCGGCUUCUGAUAGAAGCGAAGGUUCUGAAUCUGAUGAAAGUGAAGGUGAGGAAGCGGCUGAAGAGAGCGAUUCUUCUGAGGAUGAGGUGGCGCCUCGAAAUACAAUAGGUGAUGUUCCUCUGAAGUGGUAUGAGGAUGAGAAACAUAUAGGAUAUGACAUUUCUGGAAAGAAGAUAACCAAAAAAGAAAGGCAAGAUAAACUGGAGUCGUUUCUUGAAAGUGCUGAUGACUCGGCAAAUUGGCGCAAGAUUUAUGAUGAAUACAACGAUGAGAUGGUAGAGUUAACACGAGGAGAAAUCAAAAUGAUCCGUAAAUUGGUCAAAGGAAAGGCUCCGCAUGUUGACUUUGAUCCAUAUCCGACUUAUAGCGAUUGGUUUGAAUGGGACUCUAAGCAUCCAAUUUCAAAUGCUCCAGAACCCAAGAGGCGGUUUACUCCCUCAAAAUGGGAAGCUAAAAUGGUUGUCAAGUAUGUGAGGGCAAUUCGCAAAGGUUUAAUAAAGUUUGACAAGCCAAAAGAAGAACCACGUUUCCGCCUGUUGUGGGGGGAUGAUUCUGGCACAGCAGAAAAGACUAGCCAUUUGUCUUACAUUCCUGCACCAAAGCCAAAAUUGCCAGGCCAUGAGGAGUCAUAUAAUCCUUCUCUAGAAUACAUACCGACACAAGAAGAGAUUAACUCUUAUCAACUGAUGGAUGAGGAAGAUCGACCUAAAUUUAUACCUGAACGGUUUACAUCGUUAAGAAGCAUCCCGACAUAUGAGAAUGCUGUGAAUGAAUGUUUUGAGCGUUGUUUGGAUCUAUACUUGUGCCCUAGAGUGCGUAAGAAUCGGAUCAAUAUUGAUCCCGAGUCUUUGAAACCUAAGCUACCGAGUAGAAAAGACCUUAAGCCUUAUCCAUUUGCUUGCUACAUUGAAUAUAAAGGUCAUAUGGGUGCAGUUAUGUCAGUUUCUAUUGAAGCUUCAGGACAAUGGAUGGCAUCAGGUUCAACUGAUGGAACUGUGCGUGUUUGGGAGGUUGAGACUGGUAGAUGUCUUAAAAUCUGGGAGCUUGGUGAGACAGUCCAGUGUGUAACAUGGAAUCCUAUGCAUGAACUUCCUGUUUUGGGAGUCGCUGUGGGACAAGAUGUAGUUCUUUUAAAUACUGGAUUGGGGAAUGAUGAAGUGCAGAAAAAAGUGAAGGAACUUCUUCAUGUUGGCACACCUAUAGCUCCUGAUGAUUCUGGUAAGGCACUCUCUGAUUUGAGUUGGCUUCAAGAUGCAAAGCAUGGAGGAAUAAGGAUACGGCAUAUUAAGACUGUAUCUUCAGUAGAAUGGCAUCGCAAGGGAGACUAUUUCUGUACUUUGAUGCCAGCUGGCGAAUCAAAAGCAGUUCUUAUACACCAACUCUCUAAGAAGCUCACACAAAAGCUUCCAUUUAAGUUGCAUGGACUUCCAGUGGCGUCAGUUUUUCAUCCUACACGUUCAGUUAUCUUUGUUGCAACAAAGAAGAAUAUUCGUGUUUUUGAUUUAUUGAAGCAGAAGUUUAUUAAGAAGCUUGAGACUGGACUUCGUGAAGUUUCCUCCAUUGCAGUUCACCCUGCUGGUGAUAACAUAAUUGUGGGAAGCAGGGAUGGGAAAUUAUGUUGGUUUGAUAUGGACCUUUCAUCUAAGCCAUAUAAAGUUCUCAAGUGUCAUCCGAAGGAUAUAACAAAUGUUGCAUUCCAUCGCACAUACCCGCUAUUUGCAUCAAGCUCUGAUGAUUGCACUGCAUAUGUUUUUCAUGGCAUGGUUUACUCUGAUCUUAAUCAGAACCCUCUUAUUGUUCCAUUGGAAAUUCUUCACGGACAUUCAAGUUCAAAUGGCAGAGGAAUAUUGGAUUGUAAAUUUCAUCCCCGACAACCCUGGUUAUUCACUGCUGGUGCUGAUUCAUUGAUCAAACUUUAUUGCCAUUAGGUUGAACAUUAAAAGAACAAAAAAGAAAUUUAUUCCGUAUCAUUGAACUGUGUUGCGCCACUUGUUGCACGAGGUUGAAGGAUUCCAGCAACAAUGGAAGAUUGUAAGUUGUAACAUAGAAACAAAGCUCAAACAAUUUUGGAUACUCGAGUCCUUUAUACUGAUUGUGUUGCUAAGAGUUAAAUUUUGACAGGCCUCGAGAUGAUUCUUUUACAAUGUUUAUCUAUUUAUUUACAAUUAUUUUAUUGUCUUUUAUUUUA